Molecule: messenger RNA, 852 nt
Organism: Triplophysa dalaica
Lineage: Eukaryota; Metazoa; Chordata; Actinopteri; Cypriniformes; Nemacheilidae
Product: cytochrome c
Exons: 3
Coding region: 128-442 (104 amino acids)
Biological process (GO): mitochondrial electron transport, cytochrome c to oxygen; mitochondrial electron transport, ubiquinol to cytochrome c
Cellular component (GO): mitochondrial intermembrane space
Molecular function (GO): heme binding; electron transfer activity
Source: RefSeq, a predicted model, not a curated record
CCCCUCUCGCCUCUAAAGUGAAGUGACCUUCGUCUCGCGCCCUGAUAGCGUUUAGAUCCGCCGAACGGCAACAACUGAACACUCGGAACCGAGACAAGCGGCUUUUUACACGACCUAACAGGAAAACAUGGGUGACGUGGGAAAAGGAAAGAAGGUUUUCGUCCAGAAGUGCGCCCAGUGCCACACAGUUGAGAACGGAGGCAAGCACAAAGUGGGGCCAAACCUUUGGGGUCUUUUUGGCCGUAAGACUGGUCAGGCAGAUGGCUACUCCUACACGGAUGCCAACAAGAGCAAAGGCAUCAUUUGGGGUGAGGAUACCCUGAUGGAAUAUUUGGAAAACCCCAAGAAGUACAUUCCCGGCACAAAGAUGAUCUUCGCUGGCAUCAAGAAGAAGGGCGAGAGAGCCGACCUUAUUGCAUAUUUGAAAUCAUCCACAUCGUAAUGUUAAUAGCAGAGGAGGGAAUAUUAACUUAAAUGUUUGUAGUUUGGAUUUGCAAUAUCUAUGACUGUAUUCAAAACGGUGUGAUUGAUCAGAUAGGCAACGUUUUCAUUUUAUGGGUUGUAGGUAUAACAUGAGUUAAGCUUCUAACACGAGUCCAUUUCAGCAGUGACUAUUUUAAUUUUUUUGUCUGUCCAGGUGUCACAUUGAGAGUCAUGUUACUGCAGUUCCUUAGGGUUUCCACUGAAGGAAUGAAUAUAAUGUCCCCUGGUUUCACAGGAGCUGUUGCACAUUAAAUUAUUGAACUGUACCUGUAGUAUUUGAAUUGCAAUGAGCGACCGUGACGGCAGCAUGAUGCAGCUGUUGUAUGUACCAGGUGGAUUUAACCUGUCAAAUAAAAUUUAAAGAACUCC